AUGGCGAGUGCUCAUUGUCCAUUUCGCUGUUCCCAGCUGAUGUUACGCGGCUGUUCAGUGUUGAUGUCUGGUCACGCGUGGUGUGUCCUUCAGACCCUUAACGAGUCAUUUACGCCGCAACUUUGCCCACGGUCAGAAAUCCUUGCGCUGGCAAGACCAAGGUCAAACAAAGUCCAACAGGCAAGCGGCCAUGAAGCAGGACGAUCGUAUCUUUCCAAUUUGACUGUGAGUGCUGUUGUAAUCGGUGAGGCUGCGUUGGUCAAAGUAUCUAUCAAUUUCCAUUGUGAAAAUGUAAAGGCAGAAAAGCUCACGAAAAACGCAUACACAAACGCACGCAAAAACGCACCCUGCGGUGCUCAUUUGCUGUCAAAGGAGUAUCUGGGGGAGCUGGAGAAGAAGCGUAGCAACAAGGAGGCGAUGCGGAUCCAAAGACAAAAGCAAUUGUCAGUCUUCUGGGAGUUGCUUCUGAUAACGAACUGA
This is a messenger RNA of Cyclospora cayetanensis, 480 nucleotides long. RefSeq lists its product as uncharacterized. The record is from RefSeq and is a predicted model, not a curated record. NCBI's taxonomy places the organism in Eukaryota, Apicomplexa, Conoidasida, Eucoccidiorida, Eimeriidae. The transcript has 4 exons. Bases 1 to 480 code for a protein of 159 amino acids.